Sorex araneus (European shrew) is the source of this 3683-nucleotide messenger RNA. RefSeq names its product amphiphysin (gene AMPH). Gene Ontology annotation, cellular component: synaptic vesicle; cytoplasm; plasma membrane. Gene Ontology annotation, biological process: synaptic vesicle endocytosis. The record is from RefSeq and is a predicted model, not a curated record. Bases 84 to 2555 code for a protein of 823 amino acids. The transcript is spliced from 22 exons. Lineage: Eukaryota; Metazoa; Chordata; Mammalia; Eulipotyphla; Soricidae. Gene Ontology annotation, molecular function: protein binding; phospholipid binding.
CCGCGCCAGCGCGCCCGCCUCCCCUGCGCGUGCUUGCGGUGCCGCUCCCCGCGCCGUCGCCGCUCGCCGCGGGCACCGCAGCCAUGGCCGACAUCAAGACGGGCAUCUUCGCCAAGAACGUGCAGAAGCGACUCAAUCGUGCGCAGGAGAAGGUCCUUCAGAAGCUUGGGAAGGCUGAUGAGACCAAAGACGAACAGUUCGAAGAAUAUGUCCAGAAUUUCAAACGUCAAGAAGCAGAAGGCACCCGACUUCAGCGAGAGCUCCGAGGCUACUUAGCAGCCAUUAAAGGGAUGCAGGAGGCCUCCAUGAAGCUCACCGAGUCCCUGCAUGAGGUGUACGAGCCCGACUGGUACGGGCGGGAAGACGUGAAGAUGGUGGGGGAGAAAUGUGAUGUGCUGUGGGAAGACUUUCAUCAGAAACUAGUGGAUGGGUCCUUGCUGACUUUGGAUACGUAUCUGGGCCAGUUUCCUGACAUAAAGAACCGCAUCGCCAAGCGCAGCAGGAAGCUGGUGGACUACGACAGCGCGCGCCACCACUUGGAGGCACUGCAGAGCGCCAAGAGGAAGGACGAGAGCCGCAUCUCCAAGGCAGAAGAAGAAUUCCAGAAAGCCCAGAAAGUGUUUGAAGAGUUCAAUGUUGAUCUACAGGAAGAGUUACCAUCGCUGUGGUCAAGACGAAUUGGAUUUUAUGUCAAUACUUUCAAAAAUGUCUCUAGUCUCGAGGCCAAGUUUCAUAAGGAAAUUGCAGUGCUUUGCCACAAACUAUUUGAGGUGAUGACGAAACUGGGCGACCAGCAUGCUGACAAGGCCUUCACCAUUCAGGGAGCCCCAAGUGACUCUGGUCCUCUCCGCAUUGCAAAGACACCGUCACCUCCUGAGGAGCCUUCACCCAUCCCAAGCCCGACAGCUAGUCCUAAUCAUACUCUGGCACCUGCAUCCCCCGCCCCGGUGCGACCAAGGUCACCUUCACAGACAAGGAAAGGCCCCCCUGUUCCACCUCUGCCUAAAGUCACCCCAACUAAGGAACUGAAGCAGGAGAAUAUCAUCAAUUUCUUUGAGGACAACUUUGUUCCAGAAAUCAGUGUGACAACCCCUUCUCAGAAUGAAGUUCCUGAAGCAAAGAAAGAGGAAACUUUGCUGGAUCUGGACUUUGAUCCUUUCAAACCAGAGGUCACACCUGCAGCUUCUGCUGGAGUGACCCACUCACCUAUGUCUCAGACGCUGCCCUGGGACCUAUGGACGACAAGCACUGAUUUGGUACAGCCAACUGAUGCUUCAAAAAGUCUUUCCCUCUGUAACCUGAUCAUGGAGGAAACUCCUGACAGUGGGUUGGCCGAAGAAAUUCAAAGCUCUCAGAUUGAUCUAGGUGCAUUUAUUCAGGGUCCUGAUGCUAGUACAGGCAGUGUCAGCCAGGAAAUUACCCUUGGUGGAUCCCAGGAAGACUCUGUAUGUCUCUCUGAACCAGAAAAUGACACUGAAGUUUAUGCCCAAAUGCUUCCUUCUGUGAACUGGCACACCCUAGGUAAGCCUGUCCUGGGGUCAGCCCCGCCCUGUGGAAACGAAGAGCUGUUCCUGGAGCCUAUUCCUGAGAUUGGAGUUGCCACUGCUGCUUGUGUGGAGAAGGAUCAGACUUACAAUUUCCCUGGCUCCGAGAUGCCUGCCACGGAAACUGGUGGCUUGGUCAGAGAAAGUCAAGAUGUCAGAAAGCCAGAAGAAGAAGAAGAACAGCAAAGGAUAGAAGAUUCUGUGUUCAUGAGUGUGAAGGCAUGUGAAAAGGCUUCUGGUGGUUCAUUUAAUGGAUUUACCCAGCCCCAGGACACUUCAUUAUUCACGAUGCAGACAGACCAGAUCAGCAGCUUGGCUGAAUCAGAACCUGCUCCCCUUGCUGAGCCAACUACAGAGGAGCCGCUGGCCGCUGGACCAGAACCUGGACCAGAACCUGGACCAGACACCCAGGCUGAGGAGCCCUUAGAAGGGGCAGCAGUCCCGCCUGGCACAGAGGCUGAUGUGGCACCCGCAGCAGAGGGAGCCCCCGAGGGAGUGGUCGAGCCAGAGAAGGCAGCGGAGCCCGGGGCAGAGGCCAGGCUAGAGGAGACUCCGGCCGAGACGGACACCACGGAGGCUGGAGAGCACGAGCAGCCGCAGCCAGAAGAAGCAGAAGCCGCCGCACCGCAGGAGAAGGUCAUCCCCUCCGUGGUCAUCGAGCCUGCCUCCAACAAUGAAGGGGACGGAGAGCACGACGUGCCGGCAGGGACGGCUCUCCCAAGCGGCGACUCGGAGCAGCCCGCGCCCGGCCCCACGGCAGGCCAGGCCCUGCAGGACCUGCCACCCGGCUUCCUCUAUAAGGUGGAAACGCUGCACGAUUUUGAGGCGGCAAAUUCCGAUGAACUGAACCUGCAGAGGGGAGACGUGGUGUUGGUGGUGCCCUCGGAUUCGGAAGCCGACCAGGAUGCAGGCUGGCUGGUGGGAGUGAAGGAGUCAGACUGGCUUCAGUACCGAGAUCUUGCCACCUACAAAGGCCUCUUUCCAGAGAACUUCACCCGGCGCCUGGAUUAAGCACCCGAGUGUUGCCAGAGUAGCCUGCUUACUGGUUUCUUCACCCUGCGUGGAACUGGAAGUGCUCACUUUUGCUAAGACACUCUCGGUGAUGGACAGAGUGAUGCCGUGGCAACGCUCGUCACGGCACAUCCGUGGGGCAUGUGUGCAAAAACUCUAAGAGACAAAAGUGAAGAAAGCAAAGUUCCUCACUGAUUCUCAUGUUAUUGAUCAAAGGUUCGUUUGUGCUUUGUCCGAGCAGUGGACACUCGUGUACUUGAUGCCCUCCCGCCAGUUCCAAGGUCGCUUUCUCCGAACCAGAACCUUAAUCCUCUGCACCAAGUGUCUGGUAUUGAGUGGCCGCCCUGCAGAUGUGAUGAACUACCCUGUAGUGUGAGAUUAUUUUACUCCCCAGCACAGGUGUGAGCACGUGAGCGCUCUCUUCCUUCUCUCUCUCUCUCUCUCUCUCUCUCUCUCUCUCUCUCUCUCUCUCUCAAGUUUACUGUGUUUAAAGGUAAAUUUGCUGCAAAGGUUUUCAACGUUCUUUCAAACACAAUUUUCUCUCUCUCUCUCUCUAGACAGUCACACUAUUUCCCAUCACACCUGGGUUUAUGUGUAUGUGCCGAACUGCAUACACAUAGCUGCUCCCUUUCCUUUUUGUGGUAGCUCUUUGCCUCUCAGUGUCAUUGGUACAUGCAUUGCUCUUACUCUGUCUGGCAUUACAGUUGCAGGUUUGCCUUAGGGCAAAACCAACCAUCUGAUUGCCAAAACAGUCAACAGUAUCUGUGUUUGUAACGUGCAUUUUUUCAGGAUGCGGUGACACAUAGCAUGUCUGAGCUGCCCCCUGCCCCUUGGAGAAAGCAGAGCCCGUUAUCUGCAAGUCUGGCCGCUGUAGGCAACUUAGAACGGGCAGCUAAGAAAUCUUAACUGCUGCCAUCCUGAGAUUGGCCUGAGAUGAUGUGGCUUCUAAAUCCACCCCAAAAGAACACUUAAAAAAAAAUCCUAUUUAUUUCCACCUCUUUAUAUUUAUGCAACUCAUCUUCACAGAUCGUCCUCCAAUGAAUAGCUGCUGUAUGCUGUAUCCACAGGUCAUCUGUAACGAUCACGUUUUCAGUGCUGUGUCAUCCAAUAAACCCUUGGUGAUCUCCA